UCCCAUUACCUACUUCUGCAAAACUUUCUUAGACACUCACGGAAAAUUUGAUCAUCGAAUUGAUAUGCAACAUUAUAGUUCACAACAAAUUUAUGAGGUAGUCAGAUUCUUCAUUCUGCGACAAAUGCUUUGAUUUCACAACUCAAAUUUCCAUAUCAAGAAUUUGUUAAGAUGUUUCGACAUCGUGUAACUACUCCAAGUAAAGAAUGGAUAACUGCACCCAAGGGUUCACCUCGAUGGAUUAAAGGUGUUCAAUCUUUCAUCCAAUUUACAACACAAAGUCUUGGUGAAGGUAUCACAGAAUUUCGAUGUCCUUGCAUGAAAUGUAAGAAUUUUCGUAGUUUACCAAAAUCUCUAGGUUAUGUACAUGGGGAUAUCCUUGAUAAUGGGUUCGAUGUGUCAUACCGAACAUGUAUCCAUCAUGGAGAGCAACCUUGGGUGAAUAAUGUUAAUGCUCCCACCUUACCUGCAAAUAAUGUUGUGAAUUAUGCUGCUGCAUCUCAUUCGAAAUCUAUGACUUGUUCAAUGAGGCGCAUGGAGGUGUACUUGGUCUUGAUACCCCUGAAGAAUGCCUUACUAAUCCUAAUCACCUGCCGGUUGCUGCUGCUGAAGAUGGUUCUGGUGGUAAUGUUCAAGAUAAGGCUACUAUCGAGUGCAAGAAGCGCUUGAAGGAUGCAGUGCAACCCUUAUCUCCAGGUUGUGGUGAUGAACAUACAAAACUGUCAGCAACAGUUGAGUUGCUAAGUAUGCAAGCAAGGUAUCAAUGCUCUGAUGUUUUCAUGACUGAGUUAUUAGGAUAUAUGAAAACUAUUUUACCUGCUGGGAACAUGUUACCAUCUACUUGUAGUAAAGCUAAGCAGAUGAUCAAGCCAUUUCAGUUGUCGGUGCAAAUUAUUCAUGCUUGUAUUAACGAUUGUAUUCUCUAUCGCAAGGAUUAUGCCAAUGAUGAUAAGUGUCCUAAAUGUGGUGAAAGUAGAUGGAAAAAACCACCAGAAGGGAGUAUUCCAACUUCUAAAAAGGUUCUGGUAAAGAGACUGGGGUAUUUUCCGGUCACAGAAAGGUUGCAACGGAUGUAUGACACCGUGUGGAUUGCUGAGUUGAUGACAUGGUAUGCUAAGGUUCAAGAAAGUGCUACACACAUGAGACAUCCAGUGGACUCUGCACAGCAGAAGGAAAUUGAUAAGAAGUGGCCUGAGUUUGCUUCUGAAAAAAGAAAUGUUCGUCUAGGAUUAGCAACAGGUGGUUUUAAUCCUUUUGGAAUGAUGAGCACGCACAGUACUUGGCCUGUUAUGAUUGUUUGUUACAACCUUCCACCAUCUGAAUGCAUGGAAAAGGAUUUUAGAAUGUUAACCCUGCUGAUUCGUGGUCCACUUGGUCCCAACCAUAACAUUGAUGUCUAUUUACAGCCACUGAUCGACGAGUUAAAUGAGUUAUGGUCACUCGGAACGGUAACCUACGAUGCACAUACGAAGACUGACUUUACAAUGAGAGCAAUGUUGUUGUGGUGUAUACAUGACUUUCCUGCAUAUGCCCAUGUUUCUGGUUUGCGAACUUCUGGAAGAUAUGGUUGUCCUGUGUGUGGAGAAAAUACAGAGGCAUUUUGGCUAAAAUGCGGUUCCAAAUUUGCUUAUACGGGUCAUAGAAGGUUUCUAAGAGAUCGGUUUCACCCUUAUAGAAAGAAAACAUCCCAAUUCAACGGACCAGAAGAUUUAAGGGUUGCACCAAGACGUUUGAGUGGCAGCGAAUUAUUCAACAAGACAGCAACUGCAGAUAAAGAAUUUGGGAAGUUGGUAAAGCAUCCUGCCAUUGAUUCUUCUUGGUCAAAGAGGUCAAUUUUUUUCAGCUCCCAUAUUGGAAGGGCCGGCCAUGCAUACAAGCAAAGAAAGCUUUGCUUGAGGCUACAAAUACAAGGAGGCCACGUAAAUUUUGUUUUGUCCGCUGUAGUAAAGAGUGUUGGUUGACCAGUAACAACUAAUCAAGGUAGUUGCCUAAGUUAAACCAAUCAGUAUAGUUGAGUCUUGGAUAAGAACUUGGUAACAUAAAUAAAGAUUACUGUAAAGUUAAACAAGUACCUUAGAGUGAUACAUAUGCUUAUGUGCGUAUAGUUCGGUCUAUAUCCCUUUUUCAAGGUAGUUAGUGCUGAUAAGGAUGAAAAUUCUCUAGCUUUUCUUUAAUUAUUUUCUUGAUCAGUUAGAAUUUUAACUGGUAAAAUAUUUUCGUGUUUUAGAAGUUGUAUACCCCGAUUUGGCAUUAUCUUCUAAUAACCUAGUGUACGAUAAUGACAUUAGCUCCUCCAUUGUUUCUUGAUUCAGUCAAUGUGUAAGUUGAGAAGUUGACAUGAAUAAUAUAAAUUUUCUUAUAUGAGGGAUUUUGGGACUAAACAAGACUAUAAAUGAAUAAAUCUCUAGUACGAUUUUGUUUUGCACAUCUAAAUAGUCGAAAUUUUGUUAGACAAUUAUCUUAACCGUACAUAGCAUUCCUAAACUAACUCAUGUAGGUAGUUUACUUUACAGUUUUAUUUUGCUUGCGAAUAGAAAAGCAUACAAUGAAAGAUUAGGCAUUCUAGAAAGAAAAAAACUUUGGCAUGUCUAUUAGGAGCCACAAGUUUUAGUGUUGCUUGGAGCCAAAAAAUUGUCAGGACCGGCCCUGGCUGCUAUGCAUAAUUAACACACUAGAUCAUGUAACUCUUCAUAAUUCAUAUAGUACUCAUCAUAUUUAACUGCUAGCUUCUCUUACCUUUGUCUUAUAGUACUCUUACACCUGUGUUGCGCAAAUGGACUUAAAGUUCAUGUAAACGAGAUAUAAUUCAUAUAGUACUCAUCAUAUUUAACUGCUAGCUUCUAAAAAUCUGGAUGUAGAAAAGAAUUUUGCAGAGAAUCUGUUUGGAACUUUUAUGUGCCAUAAGGAUAAGUCCAAGGAUGGGGCUCCAACGCGAAGAGAUUUAAAAAUGCUAAACUUAAAGCCUAGCUUGUGGUUGACGGAAAGGAAUGGACGAGAGAUACCCCCUCCUGCACCUUAUUGGAUGUCUAAGAAAGAAAGGGAAGUUAUUUGUAAAACUUUUAGCACACUUAACGUUCCAAUUGGUUACAGUGGGAAUUGAAAAAAAAAGUAUGCUUGAAAGAGUUCCAAUUGAAGGGUCUAAAGUCGCACGACUAUCACAUCCUUAUGCAGGGUUUAGUACUUCUAAGGUUGUUAUUGAUCGUGCUGAGCUUCGUGUAAUGCAUGAUCGUGUCGUGGAGUCGUUAUGCGUGUUUGAAAUGUAUUUCCCUCCUGCAUUUUUUUGUUAAUAUGACUCAUGUUAUCGUAUACUUAGCAGAAGAGGCAUACCAAUUGAGGCCUGUUCAGUUUAGGUGGAUGUACCCUUUUGGGAGGAUGAUGAGAGUCUACAGGGUUCUUGGUCGCAACAAAAAUUAUAUAGAAGGCUCUAUUACAAAACAAUGUGGGGUCAAUGAAGGAGCACGCCAUUGCGCCGAGAUCCUUCCCGAUGCGAAACGAAAGUAUUUGAAGUGUCGUGGAAAGAUAGAGAUGCCCUGUGAUGCUUAUGAAGGUCCAUACCCAGUUGGUUCGCAAGGAAAAUCAUGUUCAUUAACCAACUUAUAGUAUGAACAAGUUCGUUUGUGGAUAUUGAGACACGCAGAUGAAAAUACUGAAUGGGAAGCGAAAUACGUUAUAUAUCUUAGCAACUUUAACCAAACUCAUAUGGGAAGGAUGAAGCGUUUGUCCUACAUUCCGUGGCUACAGGAACAACUUGAAGGUCAUUCCAUGACAAAUUUCCGUAGGCUGGCAAUUGGUCCUUCCUUCUCCGCAGUUUCGUGUAACGCAUACUUUGUUAAUGGAUAUCUUUUCUAUACGGCCAAUGCAGAAAAAGGUUUUAUUACACAAAAUAGUGGAGUUACCAUGGAUGCUUGUACCAGUUUCAGAGAAAGUUCCAGAGAUACUAACCUUGUCGAUGAUGAUACUACAUACUACGACAUUCUGCAAGAUAUAUUUGAAGUGGACUAUGGAGUUUUCACAGAAGUUGUUUUUAACUGUCAUUGGGUGUGAACGGAAGACAAAGUAAAGGGAUCAUAUGUGGAUCGAGAUACAAACUCAAGGUUUGUCAACUUCGAAAGGUCUAUGAAGAGAUCAAGAGAAGCCGACGAGCCAUUCAUCCAUGCUUCUCAAGUAGACAAGUUUUUUACUGCCAAGAUAUGACAAAGAAGCAUUGGAAUUUGGUUUUGGAAUCUCCAAUAAGAUCACACCCCAAUAAGAACGCUUAUGAAGAUCCAUUUGUCUUUACUGAAGCCGCGAAUGAAGCUUCAUCAAUUUCGACAACUGUCGGAGAUGAUGAGUAUUGGAAUAGAGAUGCUCUAGCCAAUGAUGAGUUUUGGGAUCAAUAUGUUGAGGAAACUACCUGAAUGUGGAUUGUGGAAUAUAUGCAAUCAUGUACACAGUUACACCUAAUUACAGAAAGGUACGCCAUUAUGAAGUAGGAAUAAGUUCUUCAUCCUCAUCGGAGUAUAUGAUUUUGUUGUUUAAUCAAUAGUUUUUUAGUUCAUCCUUUUGUAAUCGAAUCCUAGAACUACAGAUUUUAAUCCUUUGUGUAAUUUGAAACCAAUGAAUGAAUGAAUGUUAAAUUAAAUGAUUAUUUAUGUGCAAGUUUAAUUUGUUUCU
Messenger RNA from Papaver somniferum (opium poppy), 4653 nucleotides. RefSeq lists its product as uncharacterized. Bases 747 to 1961 code for a protein of 404 amino acids. The transcript is spliced from 7 exons. Lineage: Eukaryota; Viridiplantae; Streptophyta; Magnoliopsida; Ranunculales; Papaveraceae. The record is from RefSeq and is a predicted model, not a curated record.